Molecule: messenger RNA, 11064 nt
Organism: Argiope bruennichi
Lineage: Eukaryota; Metazoa; Arthropoda; Arachnida; Araneae; Araneidae
Product: NEDD4-binding protein 2-like
Exons: 11
Coding region: 131-5347 (1738 amino acids)
Source: RefSeq, a predicted model, not a curated record
CCAAUCAGUAUAGUGUUUUUGUAAACAUGUGUAGUUAUUUGAAGACCAUUUUGUCAAAUUUUGAAGCCUUUUAUGUAUAUAAUACUCUUUUGAACCCAUUCUAUGUUUGCAGCAGUUUGAAAACAUAGCCAUGCCUAAGAAAUACAAAGGGAAAUUUGGGAAUAAUCGUUCUGAACGACCAAGUAGCAAAUAUGAUGGAGCUGAAAUCUUCAGGAAUGAAGCUGCUGUGUAUGAUGAUACAGAACCUCGAGAAUCUUUACAACGUUUUAUGGAAAUGUUUCAUGGCAAAAUAGAUGAUAAUGUUAUAUCUAUGAUAUACUCAGAAUGUUUCCCUGAUGUUGAUCAAUGUCUGGAAUCAUUACUUAACUUGAGUUGUGAAGUCAAUACACAACGAACAGAUGAAAAUAUAAAUAUUUCUAGCAAUGAAUUGCAAGAAAUUCCCAUUGAAGAUACUUUGCCAGAAUCCUCAGUUUCUGAAAAUGCUCCUAGGAUUUUAGAAAACAGUGAAAUUAGUGCUUUUGAAGAUAGCAAUACAAAACUGUAUGAAAAUGAUGGAAAUGGAACAGCUCAAGGAUAUGAUUAUUACCAUACUCCACUAGGCAUGAAUUUUAUUGAAAACGAUUCAUCUUUACCCAGCAGUUUGCCAAACUCAUUCCAAUUCAAUGGUGUCUUUCCAUCGAUGUAUAAUAGUCAGAUGUAUCCAGCUCUAGGCCCACAAUAUAAUUCUGAAAGCUUCCCAAAUUAUUAUUAUAACCCUGUUUCUCAAAUAGAUUCAUCUUGUCAUUUCAAGAGUUAUGCAUCUCAAAUAAAAAGUAAUUGUAAUUCACCAAAAUCUAAUCAGUUGCCAUUUUCAUCUAAAGCAAUUUCUUCCCCCAAGAGUGGUCGAAAUGGUUUUAAAUGGAAGUCUGAUGAAUUUAAAAAUGUGAUGGAAAAAAUAAAAAAGGGUUCUCGCAUACUGAUUAUUCUUAGAGGGUUACCUGGAAGCGGAAAAAGCACUCUUGCUAAAAAAUUAAAAUCUUCAGGUGUUGUAUUCAGCACUGAUGACUAUUUUUACAAACAUGGCAAAUAUGCUUUUGAUCCAUCUGUAUUAGAUGAAGCUCAUUAUUGGAAUCAAAAUCGUGCUAGGGAGGCCCUUUUGAAUGGUAUUACUCCUGUUGUUAUUGAUAAUACAAACACCGAAGUAUGGGAAAUGCUACCUUAUGUUAAAAUGGGCAAAAAAUUUAAUUAUGAAAUUGUGAUUUUAGAACCAAAUACUCCUUGGAAAUUUAAACCAAAAGAAUUAGCAUUUAGAAAUAAGCAUGGUGUUCAUAAAGAAAAAAUUACUAAAAUGUUAGCAAGAUACCAACAUAAUAUCACUUUGGAUCAUUUUGAUACUGCAUCGUCAUCAUCAAUAACUGAAGAUCCUGUUAGUAACCCUAAAAAAGCAGUUGAUAAUUUUAAUUUGAUGCCUGUUGGUGAUAUAGCUAAGAAUGAAAAAUCUUCCCUUUCCUUAGAAGCCAUUGUUCACCUAAAUGAACAGUCAUCAGAUAUUUUUCAAGAAAAAGAUUCAAAUGAACAAGAGCAUGACAUUUCUUCUCUUCCUAAGAACUUCAUAUCUAAGGAAUUUCUUUUUCCAACUAAUGAUGCUGAUUCUCUUUUGAUUAAUGAAUGCAAUGAUACUGAAUCUUUUGUUGAACCAGUGAAUGAUAUUAAUGAGGACAUGAAGAUCGAUAAUCUUGAAGAGCUAAAAUCAUUAGCAUGUGAGGAUAGUGAAGAUUCUCAAAGUCUUGGAAAAAAUGAUGCUCAAACAUCUGACCAGGAACUAACAUCUUGGGAAGAAAUAACAGAGCAUGAUGAUGAUUUUCUUUGGAAAACUUCAUCAUUACAAAAUAUACCAUCUCAAUUUCACUGUAAUACUCUUUUAGAAAGUGAAGAGGAAUUAAAAACAGCUGAUCAACACCAAAUGGUUCUUUUAGAAGAAAAACAAAUUACUUGCCAUAAAAAUCUAGCUCAGUGUAAUGAAGCAAGCAAUAUGUCAUGCUUACCUGCUCCAGAUGUUAUAAGUAUUGGAGAACCCAAAUCUCUGAGAAAUAAUUUACAUAGUUUUGUAGAUGUCUUGCCUGAAAUUGAAGAUCAUAUUUCUGAAGAAAAUUUAAAUUCUCACUUAGCUGACCUUUCCUCUGAUUCUGAUGUCAAAAGUGAUGAUUGCAUCUCUCAAAAGACAUACCCUCAUGAUAUUAGUACUGAAAAACUAAAUGUUGGCAAAGCUGAAAAAAGUCUUUGCUAUAAUGAAAAUAAGAAAUUCUUAAAUUCACAUAACUCUGAACUCAAGAAAAAUCUUAGUCUUAAGACCAUUUCUAAAUUGAAUGAUUUAAACAAUUUUACAAUCCCAUCUAAUCAUCAGUUAAGUAAGCAUAAGUCAACUAAAAGUUUUGAUGAUUCUUAUGCCAUUCAAGAAGCAAAGACUAAGAAUGAUAAAGGUUCUGAAACAAAUCUUUUGCGGUCAAAGUUUUUCUCUGUACCCGUUUUAGGAAAUCAACUUAAUAUUUCAGAUGAAAAUUUCAAUAGUCAUCUUACAAAAGGCACAAAGCAUAAUUCAUAUAAUGAAAAACUUUUUAUUGAAACUGAUAUAGAAAUUGGAAAAGAAAACACACCUUCUGAUUUGGCAUCACAUUCAAGUCCUACUUGUGCAAAUUCUUCAUGGGUUAAAAGAAAGAAUAGUUUAAAAAGUAUUUCUUGUAAUGAAAAACUUUUUAUUGAAAAUGAAUUAGAAAUUCCAGAAGAAAAUACUCAUUCUAACUUAGAAUUGCCGAUAAAUGCUUUAAAAAAUCCUUCAUCUUGGGAAGGAAGUGAAAGUCACUUCACUAGUGAGUGUUCAAUGACAGAAUUGUCUGAUUAUUCUAUCAUUAAAUACCCACUUGAUCAAAAUGACAGUAUUAAUAAACAAGAACAAGCAGUGGAAAAUGAGGGAAAUUAUGCACCUAAUUUUGUAGAUCCUAAACCACAACGUGAUGAAAAAAUUGCUAAUAUGAUUUUUAGAAAGAAUAUGAAUGAAAACAAACUUUCUGAAUCAAUUUCUACUGAUCAGGAAAAUUUGGAAGAGUUUGUGGAAUGGGAUUAUGAAACUGAAUCAGAAACAAAAAUUGAAAAUUCUGAUGGAAACUUUGAUGACAAAAAAGAAUUAUUCACUCCUAAACCUCCAAGAAAUUUUUUACAAUCUUCUUGUAAUCCAGUUAAGUUAACUCUUAAUGAGGAUGAUGUGAAAAGUAAUGAUUCUAAUGAAUGUAGUAAAUUAACAAAAAAUAAAAGAAGUCCUUUAUUCAAACAAGCUUAUCAGUACAUGUCAAAGGAUUGGGUAUUUCCUCAGUUUAUUCAAAAUCAAGUACAUGAUGAUACUAUUUUUGAUAUCAUAAAUUCUGCUUCAUAUACUAACUCAGAUACCCAGACUGAACUCAAAGAUUUUAUUUUGAUCAACAAACUUGAAAGAAAUGAAUCAAUCUCUACUGAAUACCGCAUCAUUGAAUCUUCAGAAAUCGGUCAGUGGAAUGAGAAUGUUGAUGAUUUAAAACAUUCCGAUGAAAAUUUAGACGAGUAUGUACCUAGAAUUGCAAUGCUUGAAAAAAGUACAUCCACUGAAGAUUUAGGAACAGAUAUUGAAAUAUCUGAAAAGCUGUCUCAUCUAAAUGAAUGUUUUCCUCAUAUUUCCGAGGAAGAUUUGAAUCAUUUAAUGGGUUUGUGUAAUAAUGAUGAAACUUGGGUGACAAAUUUGCUUCUUGAUUCAGAAUAUAAUCCUUGUUCCAAAAAGUCUAGCAGUACUCAUUAUGAAAACUCUGGAAAGGAUAAUAAUUUAACUUUAUCAUCUACUUGCUCCCAAAAUAGCAUGAAAAAUGUUGGAUUUAAAAUUUUUAAUAAAUCCACAAAACAGUUUGAAAAUGAAGCUUUGCCUUCUACAGAAAAUUUAGUUUGUGCAAUUAAAAAUUCUAACAGCAAUUCUAUCACUGAAAGCGAUUCAACAUCUGAUGAAGGUCAAAUAGAAAAUACAGAACCAAAUAACAUACCAUCAAAUUCUAGCCCUCUUCAGACUCUGCACUUAUCUUUAGAUCCAGUUUUUGCUAUUCAGUUAGAAGAACUUUUUGGUCCAGUGACUUCUGUUGGCUCUGCAUCAACGGAAUCCAGUAAUAUCAUAGUUCAAAUAGAUUUGGAAUUUGCAAAAUUGAUUCACUGCAAGUGGAAGGAUUCUGUGCAAAACAAAGGACAAUCAAAUAAUGAAAAUGUUGAUACUAAAAGCAAAAAGAUGGGAGUUAAGCUGUCUGGUGAGAAAAUUAAAAAGGAUAAAAAAAUUGUUAAUGCAGUUAAAAAAAAUAAUGGAGAACCUAUGUCUUUGUCCGAAAUAAUGGAAAUGGAACAAGCUGUUGAACAUCAUAAAAAAGAAAAGCUAAGAAAAGACAGGGAUAUUGUUACAAAGAAGAAUCGAAAUAAAUUGUAUAACAUGUUCCCAGGUGCUGAUCCUACUGCUCUAGAUGAAAUUUUUGAAUCAAAUAACUGUUGCCUUGAAACAUCUAUUAAGGCUCUUGAAGAAGAUCUUGGUAAUUCAAAAACUACGGGAUAUGGAAACUUAACCCUAAAGGAGUGUGAAGGCUAUGCUGAAAUUUUGAAUGAAUCCAUUGAUAAUUGGAAUAAACCUAAUAAUACUUCUGAUUUUGCAAGUAAUGACUGGAAUGAUUGGGUUCAUAAUGGAGAAACUGAUUAUCUUGAAAACAAUCCUAAAGCAACAAAAGAAAUUACAACACUACCUGUUUUAUCAACUGUAACUCCAGAAGCUGAAGCCUUGCGUGGUAAGGCUGUUGAACACUAUCUAAUGCAACAAAAGUGUAUACAGAAAUCUAGUAAUUAUUAUCAGCGUGGUAUGAAACCUGUUGCUUCUUUCUAUGCUCAGGAUGCUAGUGAACAUCGCCGCAAAUUUAAAGAAGCAAACAAAGCUGCGUCUGAAUUAAUCGCUGAACAGAGGAAUGCUGGUUUGGGUUAUUUUACUCUGGAUCUGCAUGGAUUAUAUGUUCAAGAAGCAAUACCAGUAUUAGAAAAAUUUUUGAGAGAGAGAAAACUGGAAAUAAAGCGUAGGCCACAAGGUUCAUUGGCAAAAUUAACCAUUAUAACUGGCCAAGGUCUCCACAGUAUGAGAGGGCCAAAACUUCGUCCAUCUGUUAUAGAAUAUUUGAGACGAACUGGAUAUUUCUAUUCAGAAAUUCAUGUUGGUGUGCUAGAAGUUUAUUUAAAUUCUGAUGGUUGUAGUAGUGCAUCUAGACAUGUACCAAAAGAUGUAAGUAAAAAAAGUUGUAGGAAAAAAAAUUGGUUAAAUGAAGGAAAAUAGAAUUUUGUGUAAGUAUUUAGGUAAACAUCAAGCCUAGAGAUUUUUUUUCUCCAUAUUUUCUCUCAUUUCUUCAAAUGAUUUUAAAAAAAUUUUAAAUUUUGUUCCUUUUUUUUAAAUUUUAUUUAAUUUAAAUAUAAAAGUAGUAAUCCAUCUGCUCAAACUUUACUUUUUCUUUGUCUUAAAAUGAUUUCAAAAUUAAAUAAUAUUAAAUAGUUUUUUUAUUUUGCAGGCAUUCAAAGUAAUUUUUAAUCAUGAUUUUAUCCUGUAUGUCAUUUCUUAAGUAGUAAUUUUACAAUGCAAGAAAUGGAAUCUCCCCCCCCCCCAGGACAAAAAAAUGAGGCAUGAUUUAUUGAUUGAAAUGUCAGGUUUCUUCUUUUAACUUUAUCAUUGUUAUUAAAAUAGCAUCCAUGUUUUAUUAUUUUUCUUUGUUUUAUUCUGUUUCAUUGUAUAGUUUUCUUUUGCAUUGAAUGUACAAAUAUUUACUUCUUGUAAAGUGUUUCUCAAAUGAUCUUUUUUAAAAAAAAUAAUUAAACAUGAAUAAUGUAUCAUUAUGUAUAUUUCAAAUAAUUUUGUAUGAAAAAGUAAAAUUGAAUUUUCAGUGAAGUUUAUUUGAAUAAUUAUCUUCAUUUUCUAUAAAAAACAAAAAGCUCUCAGUCCCUUCUCUUUUUUUCCCACAUCGAUUCUAUUUUUAGUAAAUUCUGCACUAUAAAUGUUAAGUUUGAGUGGUAUUUGUGUUGUUUUAACUCAUGAUUGUAUCUGUGUUACUUUUUCUCUCUGUUGGUUUCAGUUUUAUGGAAGAAAUUUAAAAUGUUUUGUAAUACAUUUUAAUUGAUCUUUGAAAUAAGCAUGCUCUUUUUGUAUGUAUUUUACUGUUGAUUGAAAACAUCUGUUUAUAUAAAGAAAGGCGUUUAUUAUGUGUGGGUAAAAGAAGUGUUGUCAAAUGAAUGAAUUAAGGUUAGAAUUACAUAUUCGUUUUACAAUAUUGUAUCCGUCCACUUGACCUGGCUAAAGUGCCUUAAGCAAUGCUUUACGCUGUACAGCUUCUAUUUUAAUUUCUGACUUUUUAUUGGUUUAUUCUACUUAGACUACUUAAUGGCUCUAUGUUCUAUUAUCCAUUUCAUGUGCUAAUAUGUUAUCUGUUAUCUUAGUUGUCUACAUUUUAAUAACAGGACUAUAUAUAAUGGGUAACAAGAAUUGUUUGUUAUGUGCAAAUUGAUCACAAAUUUUGAUUUAUGUCAUAAGAUUGAAAAGUAUGCUCUUGUUUAUUGACUUAUUUUUUAAUGCCUAUUCUAUUUUUGUAUGCUAAAGUAAAUUCCACAGCUUUUUAGAAUCUAUAAUAUGCAUCUAUGACAGAUAUUAAUAAUAUAAACUGAAGUGGUUUGAUAUACUUAAAAGUCUAUGGCUUUGGAAGUCUUGGUAAUCAACGAAAAACGUCAGAUAUGUACUUUCAUGCUUUAAGUUACCCUCGAAGCAGGCAUUUUUAUCAAAUGAUUUUAGGUCUUGGUUAUGAGGUUUUAAAAAAUGAUAAACUAUAUAUAUAUAUAUAUUGUUUAAGCUUUGAUUUCUUAAGAAAAUAGUUGCAAAUUGUUAAUUGAAAAUUGUUGUUUCUUAAAUUAAUCUAUUUUAAUGAUUAAUGUGAUUUUAAUCACAAAAUAAUCAUAGUUAAAUUGUAAAUUUAUCUAGGAUUUGCCAAGCUUAUUUUUAAUAGUAUAAUUUGUAUUGGAAUAUUUUUAAAUCGUACUUUUUUGUAUGAUUUUUAUAAAAAUUUAAACUUUAUUUUAAAAUAUGUCAGUUUUAAAUAGCCAAUACAAUGUCAAAUGUGUCAAUUUGAUUCUAGUUAGUACUAAAUGCAUGCCGCAUAUAAGACAAAAAUCAUUUUAAAAUGUGUGCCAUUGUUUUGGAUGGAAGGCGUACUUUUUUUUGUGGCAAAAAAAAUCCCACCCUCUACAGUUUUACGAAAGUACAUAUUUGUAGAUAGAUGGAUAUGUGCUUUCAUUGUGAUUUUCAUAUAUAAAAUUUAGUGCUUUUGCUGAUUUGCCUUAUUUACAGCAAAGUUUAUUAUUUCAAAAAUGCAGACAUAUUUGGAAGCUUAUUAUAGAUUUAAAGCUGUGAACUCUGUAUAACUUAAUUUUCUAUGAAGUAUAUUAGAGUCCAAAUUAUCUGAGCGAAUUUAAAUUAGUUGGAUAAGAGGGGGGGGGGGGAAUCAGAUGUAAAAGGGACAUAGGUAGGAAACUAAAAUUGGUUGAUUUGUACAUGAUAAAAAUAAUCUAAGAUAAGUUGAAAACUUAUAACACAAUCAAUAAUAAUAAGUAAUGAAAUACAAAAUAUUUUUAUAUUAAUAUUCCAAAAAGGCCAUAUUCUCUAAUAAAGAUGUUAUCCUCCAGAUAAAAUUGUGGAUCAUGAUUGCUACAAUAUUAUUUAUAAUAGCUCAGAUAAAUUAGAUUCUACUAUACUACUUUUCUGCAAAAAAGUUAUUAAAUAAGCAGAUUUUUGAACUUGCACUUAAAAAAGGGGGGGGGGGUAAAAAAACCCACCAUAAUGCUGAUUGUAAGAAAAUUACACAAUAAUACUUUUAAAUAAAAAUAUAUUGUAAUAGAACAAAUUUUCAAAAAUUUUAGCAUAUGAUGCUCAGAUAUUUUAAAAAAAAUAUUUUGCAUAUAUCAGAUGUUUGUUCAUAAAUUGAAAAUGGUUGUGAAGUUAUUUAAUAAUUGUAUUAUUAAAAAGAAACAAAUGAUUUUAAAUAUUUCAUAUAUUUUAUUGUAAACUGUUUUUGAUUCAUUUUCUUAACAUUAAUGUUAAAACAUUUGUACAUAGUUUUAGCCACAAAGCAUACAUUUCAUAAAAAUGAUUUUAAUUUUUUUAUACUUUUAUCCAUAUUGCUUUUAAAUGAAUUGAUGUUCAAAUAUGAUAUCAUUUAAGAUGCAUUUUAUGCCUACUUGUUUCUUGUUUUAACAAUAAAAUAAUACAUAGAAGAUUUUUAAGAUUCACUUUUAUAUAUUGUUAGAAUAGGAAAUAAGCCAAUGGGAUUUUGGAGAAAAUAUAGUGAUCAAACUUGCAUGUGUAAAUAAUAUUUUAUUCAAUUUUAUCGCAUUUUUCACUUUUUAUUAUUUGAUGUCAUAUUUUUUCUUUUCACUAAAAUUUCUUGUAAUUUUUUUUUUUUUUUUCUGAUGCAAUCUAAAAUUAUCCUUAUAUGCUUUGACUUUGCUUUGUAAUUUCAUAUCACGUAGUAUUGAUGACAGUGAAAACUCAAAUUGGCAGUAUAUAAACUUCCAAGCCUUUUACAACAUACACUUGUUUCUACAACUUUUAAAGCUGUAGUGUUAGCAGUAUUUUAAUUUUUAAUACACAUUUUUAUCAUUUAAAUUUUAAUGUAUGUAAUUUUAUGCAUGAUUAAUGUAUGUUAAAACUAAAUUCUGUUUUGCGAUAGCCUUUAUUUUUAAAUAUAUAAAAUGCAUAUUCAGGAUUAUUUUAUUUGGCACUAGCAUCGCUUGGAUGAAAAUGUUUUCAUUUUAACUUGAUAAUAUAUUAACUUUAAACUAGUAUUAUCCUUCUGUUCAGUAGUUUUUCAAAAAAGCUGCAGAUUGCACCAAAGCAUUUUUAAACAUUUGUCAUUCAUAAGUUAGAAAUGAUUUUUAAAGGGAAAUAUAAAAUUUAACUAAACAUUGCAAGUGGCAAUUUGGAAGGAAAAAAAAUAAAAUAGUACAAUAUAUCUAUUAUAUUCUCAUUGAAUAAAAAUGGUAUCAUUAAAGAUAAAAAAAAAAAUUUCUAUUCAUGGAACAAUAGCUUUAAAUUAAUAAAAAUAUUAGUUCAUUGUCAAAAAAUCUUUUUUUGCAUUUAAAAAUAUUAAUGAGCCCAAUUUUAAAAUAUCUGUUCUUUUGUUUUGAUUUCUGUUGAUUAUAUCGUGUAUAUGAAUUUUUUUCUAUUUAUAUUGAUUUUAUUAUACCCAUGUCUUUAACUUUCAUAUUCUGUCAAAUUGAGACGUCACUGAUUAUAGUUUAUUUGAAUUUACUCAAAAUCCAAAGUAAAUCAUAUUACUUUUUUUAACUUUAAAAAACACACACGUUUUCUGUAAAUUUUUCAUUUUUUUAUUAUGAUUAUUAUUUUUUGAAUAUCAAACUUAUUUUAUCAACUCAAGUACAAGAUUUUGACUUUUAGGAAUACUCAUUUUAUGAACCUAGAGCUGAAAAGGAGAGUUAUGGUGGUUAAACAAUUGAUUUUCUACUGAAAUUGUCAAAAUAUACAUACAUUAUUAUUGAAAGUUUCUCUGAAGGAGAAAUAAGAUUAUUUUUGAGUGAUAAAAUCAGUGAAAACACCAGAUUACACAAAACUAUUUUUCAGCUCCUGAUAACCUCAUGAAGAGUCAUUUUUUGGUUCCUAGUUCCGUUGAUGAAUACUGAAUAAAUAUUAGGUAUGAUUUGUAAUUUUGAAGUAUUGGUUUGAAUUUUGAUAAGAAAUGUAUGCAUGUGCUAUAUGACAUAUCCAAGUGAAUGAAAAAAAAUAUGAAUUUAUAUAACUUGGAUGAAUAUAAAUUUGCAUUUUCUCUUUCUUUUGUAACUUUUGUUCCACUUCCUAAAACAUUUGAUAAAAAUUUUAGGACUUAAAUUAUUGUUUUCAUGUUAUCUUUAUUUUGUUCUUUAGUAAAUAAUAAUGCUUAUUAAUAAAACUCUUAUUAAAAUUUUUAAAUAAUAUUAUGGAAAUAUCUGUCAAUUUUAUGUCAUAUUGAUUUAGAAAAAAUACUCAUUAAAGUUAGAGAGUUAAAAAAAAUUAAGUGAAAAACUACAUAUAUUGUCUAUAUUUAUAUGCAUGGAUUUUAUCAAAUGUAGACAUUUAUAUUAAGAUUUUAUAUAGGCAGAACAACUACAAGCAGGAAAGUUUUUAACAUUGUUAUAUGUAUUCAUCUAUUUAUUAUUCAAAACUAUUUUAUUUUAGACUAAAAUUUUAUUUUUAAAAUAAGUAAAAUUCCUCUUGAACAAUUUUAACUGUAAUGGUAGAUGAAGCUAAGUUUGUAACAGUACUUUUAUAUUCUAAGAAAAAAAAAGAAAGAGAAUCAGUGCUUUUUUUUUAUUUAUUUGUGAUAUAUAGAUAAGGGAAGAGAGAUAAUACUUUUUAAUCUGGCCAAUUGUAGUCUGUUUAAUGUAAAUAAAAUAUUUGUAAUAUAAGAAGCUGUACAAAAUAAAAAUUUUAUUUUAAUGUGAAUUUGUUCUUUGUUCUUGAAAUUUUGCCAUUAACAUUUAUAAAACUUGUAAAUAGAAUUUCAUUUUGAAAAAAGAAAAAUGAAUCUUGAGUUUUUCAUUUAUCUCUCACAGAAUAAAGUUUUCUCUGUUUCUCAUUAUGAAAAAUUGAUAUUUAUUUUCCUUGUUUUAAUAUUUUACAAGUACUUCAAAGAUAGUUCCUGAUUAACCAUUCUUGUCUCGCUACUUUAUUAUGAGGAAGUCAAUUUUGUUUGCUAGUUGUUACAAAAAUGAAUCUGUGGUUCAUCUUUUGAAACUUUCACAGAUGCUACCUAAUAAAAGUAUUAUUUCCCUCGGCAUCAUAAAAUUGUGAAAUUUGGACAUCAUGAGUACUCAGUUUUUAUUUUCAAUGUGCCACUCAUGAGUACUUUAUGCUAUAUAAUGUAAUGUAAUGAAGAAAACCAAGUAUACAUUUUGAACAUCCUUUCUCCUCUGAUCAAAAUCAUUGUAAAAACAAGAUCAGGUAUCAAAUUUCAUUUAUCUCAA